CUCGCAAAGCCUUGAGCGAUAGAGACGGGUCGUCUUCAGUCGAGGGAGAAUCAAACCGUGACGUUAGAUCGCUUCUCUAAGUUGCGAGGGAAUUUCAAAAUCAAUAUAAUCUUAGUUACCCAGUGGUACUGUUAUUUACACAGCGCUCGUGCACAUAACAUGUUUUAAGUUACUGAACAAUUGUGAUUUCUGAAAAGCGAAGAACUUGUGAAGUUUUGACGAUGGGUCGCAGAAAAAGGAAUCCGAAAAGGAUCUUUGACAAUCAGAAAAUUAGCAUUGAUAGCAAGGUGGCAGAAAAAUCGAAUUCCGACGGAAAAGAGACGACGGAACAAAGAGAGGAAGCUCUUAUUGCCGAAGCCGCGAUCGACGUUUACUCUCGUUUGAAAUUGCCACUCGUGCACCCGAUGCAGCAGCGACGAUCGUCGGAUGAGAGCGACGAGGAGGACACUGUCGAGUUGAACUUCUGGCCACGUUUUGUCUUCGUGUCGAACCUAUGCCUGAUCUGCAUGGAACGGUCGAAGGAGGCCUGCGAAUCUUGCGGCAUGGUUUCUUACUGCACCGUCCAACACAUGAAGCAGGACCGGCCGAGACAUCGCGACCUGUGCAAAGUUCUCACCGAAGUCUGCGCGAACGGAGAUGGCUUGUCGUCACUGUCGGAGCUCAGCGCGGACGAUUAUCGCGUUUAUCGACUGACAUUGAUCGAGAUGGUGCAGUGUCGCUUGGACAGGCCUCUUCAGCUCUGGGAAAAGGAGAUUCUUCUUUAUCCUCGCGUUUGUUGCGAGUGUCGUUGCUUCUCGAAGGUUCUGAAAUGCUGUCCGGCGUGCGGAAUCGGCUUAUUCUGCGAGAAUCACGACGGCAGGCACGAACAGUGGUGUCGAGAUUUUCAGGUCUUCCGCAGGGUUCUGUUCAUGCAGCACAAAAACGGUUACACGGUGCCCGAGAUUCCGGACACCUUUCAGAAAACGCCUCUUCAUUUACCGGACAAUUUUGAUCUGUUAAUAGCACAGCUUUACGGUCGCUCGACAUAUUAUUGCAAUAUGGAUUCCUACACGUACUGCAGUCUCUCACAUAUAUCGUCUGUUCCAUUGACAGCUUUAUAUUCCAUGCAAAUUUCUUGUCAGAAUUGGAAAACCAUUGAUACUCUCGUGGUUCACGUGAUAGGCGCCGAGUUUCAGUUCGAGUGUGUAAAUCUGCACGUAUGGGAGAAACUCUUUCUGCACCUCCUUCCAAAUUUAAAGCGUCUCAAGUUGAUGUUCGUUGGCCCGGAACUAAGUCUGCCAGAGGUGCCGUUAGACCUGUUGACCGCUGUGAAGAUCUGCUCGACUUGCAAAUCGUCCGGUCGACGAAUAAACGUUUCGUUCCAUCCUAAAAAAUUUUAUCACGAUUUCUGUCGUUCCAAGCAGUUUAUAGAACCGCAUCUCGUGUGUCUCUUCAACCCGGGUCUUUAUCGGCAGACUGGUUUUGAUGGCAAGGACACGUGGCCGGAGACGAUACGAGAAUUCUGUAAAACGAAAGUUCCCGUUUGCGUGACGUCUUACACGAAGCAGGAAAUUCCUCGAGAGAUGCUCAGGAUAAAAUCGAUCGCUGAUGUAGAGACGAUUUUGGAGCCACGAAGAAAUUCAUUCGCUUCGAUCAAACCCGAUAGAAAUUUCGUCAGUGACGAUACGGUGCCACUUAUCUAUAAAAAUUAUUAUCUUGCUAUCGUUAGAGGGAAAUCAUGAAUACAAUUUAAAAGAGAUAUUUUUUUAAGUUAUUUUACGUUUAAUUUCGUACAAAUAUCUUCCUAGAAUAUUUUACGUUUGUUUUUACAUCUUUUGCAAUUUUAAACGCUAUUUUUAUUUUAUAUGCAAAUGUAUGUGAAAUUUAUAAAGAGAUAUAAUCUAACAAUCAAAAUACACAAAAAAUGAUUGUAUAUUGUAAUGUAAGUUGCCAAAUUUAAUGUGUACUACAAUAUAUAAUCACUUUUUGUUAUUAUGUCGUAAUCCUAUUUUGAAUUGGGUUAAAUUAAUAAUUAAAGUCUAUUAAAUGAUUCAUUGUUUCAUUAUAUAUUUAUUUAUAUAAUUAUGACAUAAAGUUUAUAAACAGUAUAACGAGGAACUUUAUUCCAUCUAUAAUCAUAUAUUAUAAUGAAAAUGUUUUAUCAGUUUGUAACAAAACAUAUUGAUACAUUGCGCUAGUAUAUACAUAGAUUUAUAUUUAUUUUAUAUAAGUAACGUGUUAAAGUACAUAAAAUAUAAAAUUAUUCCAUUUCUCUUAUAUUUCGAAGGACGAUUUUUUAAAUUACAGAAGCUUAUUUUACGUAUCCUUGUAUUUCGUUAAAAUCUCAUUAUAAAAUAUUAAAGAAAAUUUUAUCGUGAUAA
Solenopsis invicta (red fire ant) is the source of this 2360-nucleotide messenger RNA. RefSeq lists its product as hypothetical. The coding region runs from base 222 to 1721 and encodes 499 amino acids. NCBI's taxonomy places the organism in Eukaryota, Metazoa, Arthropoda, Insecta, Hymenoptera, Formicidae. The transcript is spliced from 2 exons. The record is from RefSeq and is a predicted model, not a curated record. Gene Ontology annotation, cellular component: extrinsic component of mitochondrial inner membrane.